Messenger RNA from Colletotrichum phormii, 3546 nucleotides. Its product is annotated as cell wall biogenesis protein Mhp1. The transcript is spliced from 3 exons. Lineage: Eukaryota; Fungi; Ascomycota; Sordariomycetes; Glomerellales; Glomerellaceae. The record is from RefSeq and is a predicted model, not a curated record. The coding region runs from base 1 to 3546 and encodes 1181 amino acids. Gene Ontology annotation, biological process: cell migration; regulation of Arp2/3 complex-mediated actin nucleation. Gene Ontology annotation, cellular component: lamellipodium; plasma membrane.
AUGGAGCAGGUUCAUGGGGUAGAUGUUAGCUGGAUGACCCACGGCGGCUCUCCGAAAGGUAGGCAAAAACACAGGCCACCGAAAUCAAUACCCAUACGCCGAUCUUCGACGACCGCACCCAAAGAGUCAUCACCACUCCCCUCUCCGACCACCGGCCAAACCGCCGUCAACGGCAACACCAACGGCGCAACAGACACUUCAAAAGCGACGACAGAAGGCACAAAACCUAUCCCAGUCUCGAGACCGCCUUUAGGCAGAAGUCCAUCUAACGAAAAAUCACCAGGGCCUAACGGCACUCCGCCAGCCCGCCGGAACUCGUGGUUUUCCAACAUCUCUUCCAAGUUUUCCUCUUCGCCAGACAGCAAGGCUGCCCAGGCAAACCAGCAAGCACAAAGCACUCCGCCAAAGGACUCCGGCCCAGUGCCCCCGAAAGUAACUCCUGCAAAGAAUGCCGUGCUCGCACACGCCGCUAAAAACGAUGGCGACCAGCCGUACACCCCGGCACCUCCCGGACGCGGCCAGGCCGGCUUUCUGGGAGUCUUCCGCCGACUGUCUUCAUCAGGUGGCGUCUUGGGACAAGGAACGAGAGGAACACACGGCCUGGUGGAGCGAAAGAUUCUGAAUGUCGACCGCAACCGCGAACGUUGCCAGAUUUCGGACUUGCAUCAGGCGAAACUCCGGAGGGUCGCAUUCAGCGUUGAUGUCGAAAUUGCUCCAAUGCCCAAGUACGUCGAUACAGACGUGCCCGGUAAAAAGCCACUGGAAAAGUCAAAAACGAAAAAGAUGACGGAGAAGGGAGAGGGCGAGGCACUGAAGAAUCCGAAAAGUCUUGCAGAGCAAAAGGAGCGCGAUGGCCUCAUUCACACAACUGGCGAGACCGUGCCAAAGGAGCCUGAAACGGAGGGAACGGACACAGCCAAGGCCAAGGAGGGUGGCACGAACGGCGUAAGCGCUGCAUCCGUGGAUAAGGAGAAAGAGACCAAGAAGAAGGACAAGAAGAAGAAGAGCGAGGAAGAGAGGAAAGCUAGGAAGGAGAAGAAGCGGAAACAGGCUGAGGCUAACGGCACGAUUCCCAUGGAAAUCCACGUCGACGACAGCGACUCUUCCAGCGACGGCACACCAGCCGCGACACCCAAGACGACAGCGUCCCCCACAACAAACCCAGUGAGGAUAUACCGCCGUUGUUGCCAGUUGAGAGAGACACCCAUUCUCAAGAAGAUCACCGAACAGCUCAACAGCCCUUCAAAUUGCUCUGCCGACAUAGGAAUGAUGCAGAAGUUGGAUUUGACGGGCUACUGGAUGCAGCUUCCUGACUUGAUCACUCUGGGCGAUUACUUGGCGGUUGUGCCAGUGAAGGAGGUCAUCUUGGAGAAUUGCGGCCUGACUGACGAAGGCAUCAGGGUGAUAUUGGCAGGUCUCCUAGCUGCAAAGAAGCCUGAUUCAAAAAGGCGGAAGCAAACCAAAGCAGACGGUAUCACUACGCAGGGCGGCUUCGUCGAACGGCUCGUCCUCAAGAACAACAAGAUUGGGCCCGAGGGUUGGAAGCACAUGUUCCUCUUCAUCUACCUCUGCCGAACGCUCAAAUUCCUCGAUGUUUCGACGAUAUCCUUCCCCCGGCCUCCUCAACCUUCACAAAACGGAAACGGGCACGGCCAUCACUUGCUCAGAAAUAAUUCCAAUGACGAGCAACCUCAGAACAUAUGCGCAACCCUAUUUGCCAAGGCCAUUGGCGAACGACUAGGGGGUUCUACGUUGGAAUUACUCAACCUCGGAGAGACUAACCUCAACUCCAACGACCUUGGCGUGGUAAUAGACGGUAUCAUUCAGUGUGGUGUAAAGCGACUUGGUCUUGCUCACAACAACAUUGAUGAAAAGGGGCUCAGGCAUGUUGCCAGAUAUCUGUCCACAAGCGGGUGCGAAGGCCUUGACUUGGGCGGCAACGAUCUUCGAGACCAAACUGACAUCAUUGCCAAUGCGAUCUCAGAAAAGGACUCUUUGUGGGCGCUCAGUCUGGCUGAGUGCAACUUGAAGCCUGGCUCGCUGUGCAAAAUUUUCCCUGCACUUGCUCAUCUCAAAGAUUUCCGCUUCAUCGACCUUUCUCACAACCGGGAUCUGUGCAAAUCGGAUCCCAGCGCCAUUGGUCUCUUGCGCAAGUAUCUUCCAAAGCUACAAGGGCUGCGACGUGUUCACCUUGCCGAUGUCGCUAUGACCUCUGAGCAAGCCAUUGCGCUCGCCGAAAUUCUCCCCGAGGCUAAAAUGCUUGCGCAUAUCAGUUUCCUAGAGAACCCAGAACUGGUCAAACUUGCAGAUGCUAAAACUGAGGAUGCUCAGGAGGAAGCUUGUGCACUCUAUGCAUCCUUCCUGGCUGCCACCCGUGUCUCCAAGACUAUCGUGUGUGUCGACAUCGAUGUACCGAGCGACAAGUCCGGCGAGGUCGUCAAGGCCUUGGCCAAGCAAGUCGUCGCCUAUUGCUUGCGGAACAUGGAGCGCUUCCCCAUUGGCGACAUAGGCGCGGUCAUCUCAACAGUCCUAGCCGAGUCCGGGGAUUCGUUGCCAGGCGGCCCAAUCCCACCUUACCCCGAUGUGCUCGCACAUCUCGUCGGUCACGACGUUCUCAGAGAAGACUCGGACAACGAGUCUGCGCCGGACGACGACUAUGUCAUUGGAGGCACUGGUGUUGUCAAGGCUCUCACUUGCUGUCUCAAGAACAGGGGAGAUGAAUCGAGAAGGCAAUCUGGCGAGUUCAUCCGGGACUUUGAAGAUGGUGUCCCAGUACCUGCUAGCCCGCGACCGAAGUUGCCUCCUGGAAAGGCAAAGGAUAUGUCGAAGCAUCUACUGGCCAGCGCCCGCAAGAUUCGCCAGCGGCUGCAGCCUGCACUGUCCAAGGCUAGAGUCAACCCGCAGGAAGAUGAGCACAACUUGCGCAAGCUGAUGUUCCUCGACGUCACCCUCGCCAACAUCAUCAAACGGUUCGAAGAUGAGUUUCCUGAAACCCGUGUGUCCACGGAUGAGGCAUCGGAGACCACCCUGCCCAGUCAGAGUGAUCAACUCGGUACAUCACUCUCCUCGACGGAGGAUCCUGAUCAGCACAGCAUUCCAUCCGAUGUCGAGGACGAGACCGGCUUGUCGGUUCGGCCUGGUCUGCCGCGCACGAAUUCGACGCUGUCGCACACCUCGAAAGCACUCGCCGAAGAGGAGGGUAGAAUGCACAGGGCCGGUCACAAGAUUCGUUCUGGAAUCAUCAAGCCCGAGUACUAUGGCCUGCUUAGCGGGGUACUCGAAGUCGGCCUCGACCCCAAGCACACUGCUAUGCUUCACCAGAUGAUUGAAGAGAUCGACGACCCUGAUUUGACUCAAAAGGUUGAAGAAAAGGGCAUCAUGCGCGUCUUCAACGAGGAUCGCGAUCAAGUCCGAGAGGGACUUCGGGCACUUGAUCCCAUGCACUGGGAUCGGUUCGUUGAGAGUCAGGAGAAGGCCCGUGGCAAUGUCAAGGCAGGCAUGACCAGCCCAGCAAAGCCAGCCGAUGAGAACGCCAUUGAGGACUGA